GCCGCCCGGCGGGGGAACCAGGGAGGGAUGGAAACUAUUUCCCUUGGCGAGUCUCUGAUGCCUUCCCUGCAGUGGGAGGGAGUGGGUCGGCGUGGGGUGCCCCGCGUUGGAGUGAGUGUGGCUCUGCUAGUGUGCCCCGCCCCGCAUCUAGGUGCCGGGCUGUGAGGGAGGAAGACGCUGUCCUACAUCUACCUGCAGAAAUUGCCGUCUCUAGCCACAGAAGGAAACGAAGUAGCAGGCAGAAGAGUUUGGUGUUGAUGUAGAGUAUAUUGCCAAAUAGCUAACAGUACAUCCCAUCACCAUAAGAUGAUGCAGUGCUACAUCAUGAUAUUACUUUGAGACCUGUUCCCGAGACCACCAAAACUGACUGGCUUAGUUCAUAGAGAUGAGUGUGCAACAAACAAGGGAGGAUGAAAAUGCAUAGUGCAGUCUAAUGUCCAGAGUAGAAAAUCUAGCAUUAUAAUCUAAAUUAUAACAGUUUAUAUUUGUUACAACAAUAUGUUAAAAACACUGAAAAUGCUGGAACAAGAGAGAUGAGUACUCCUUUCACUAAGGCCUAGAAUUGCCUGUUGAUCAACAGUCCUGACCAGGCAAUAUACGAAUGGCCCAAGGAAGCCAGCAAAUAGAUUUUCAGGUUUUACAUGACCUGCGACAAAAAUUUCCAGAGGUACCUGAAGUUGUUGUGUCCAGAUGCAUGUUACAGAAUAAUAAUAACUUGGAUGCCUGUUGUGCAGUUCUGUCUCAGGAAAGCACGAAGUAUCUCUAUGGUGAAGGAGACCUAGGUUUUUCGGAUGAUUCUGGGAUUCCUGGAUUACGAAAUCACAUGACAUCUCUUAACUUAGAUUUGCAGUCACAGAAUGUGUAUCACCACGGAAGAGAAGGAAGUAGAAUGAAUGGAAGUAGGACUUUAGCUCACAGCAUUAGUGAUGGACAUCUUCAAGGCAGCCAGCACAACAAUGAACUGUUUCAGCAAGAGCCACAAACAGCACCAGCUCAAGUUCCACAGGGAUUCUUUAAUACAGUUAGUACUUCUAAUCCAGGACACUUGGGAUUUCACAUAGGCAGCAAAGGAAAAUCUAGCCCCUCUCAGCAGACACCCAGAUUCAAUCCCAUUAUGGUAACUUUAGCCCCCAAUAUUCAGCCUGGUCGCAAUACCCCUACAUCUUUGCACAUACAUGGUGUACCUCCACCUGUACUUAAUAGUCCACAGGGAAAUUCUAUCUAUAUUAGGCCUUAUAUUACAACUCCAAGUGGUACAGCUCGACAGACACAGCAGCAUCCAGGUUGGGGGUGUCAGUUCAAUCCCAUGCAUCCUCAGCAAGUCUACCAGCCUUCACAAUCAAGUCCCUGGACUACUCUUCCUACAUCCAAUUCUCUUACACAUACCUCAUCACAACAGUCAUCACAGCCAAACCAACAAGGCCACCAGACUUCUCAUGUCUAUAUGCCUAUCAGUUCACCCACCACUCCACAAGCACCCAUGAUUCAUUCAUCUGGUAGUUCACAAUCUGCUGCCCACAGCCAAUAUAACAUUCAAAAUAUCUCAACAGGACCUCGCAAAAACCAAAUCGAAAUCAAACUUGAACCACCACAAAGAAACAGCUCUUCAAAGCUGCGUUCAUCUGGUCCUCGCACUUCCACUAAUCCCUCUUCCCUGAACAGCCAGACAUUAAGUAGAAGUCAACCCACUGUUUACAUAGCUGCCAGUCCACCGAAUACAGAUGAAGUGAUCACACGCAGUCAACCUAAGGUCUACAUUUCAGCAAAUGCCACAACAGGAGAUGAACAGAUUGUGCGAAACCAACCAACACUCUUCAUAUCAACAAAUCCUGGGGUAACUACUACCUCUAGGAAUAUGUCUGGUCAAGUAAGCAUGGGUCCUGCAUUUAUUCAUCACCAUCCACCCAAGAGUCGAGCAGUGGGCAACAACACCACUGCAACCUCUCCUCGAGUGGUAGUCACGCAGCCUAACACAAAAUAUACUUUUAAAAUUACAGUUUCUCCAAAUAAACCCCCUGCAGUUUCACCAGGGGUAGUAUCCCCAACCUUUGAACCUACAAAUCUUCUAAACCUUCCUGAUCACUAUACAGAACCAGAGGGAAUCCAGCAUCUUACUGACCCUGUUUUAGCACAUGUGGAUAGGAUCAAUGAUGCACGGAAAUUGAGUGUGGGAUCUGAUGAUGCUGCCUAUACACAAGCUUUACUGAUACACCAGAAAGCCAGGAUGGAGCGACUUCAACAUGAACUUGAGAUUCAAAAGAAAAAGUUGGAUAAUCUAAAAUCAGAGGUCAAUGAAAUGGAGAAUAAUCUGACACGAAGGCGGCUGAAAAGAUCGAAUUCUGUUUCUCAAAUUCCUUCACUGGAAGAAAUGCAACAGUUGCGAAGUUGUAACAGACAGCUGCAGAUAGACAUAGAUUGCCUAACCAAAGAGAUUGAUCUUUUUCAAGCAAGAGGACCACAUUUUAAUCCCAGCGCUAUUCAUAACUUUUAUGACAAUAUUGGAUUUCUAGGUCCUAUGCCACCAAAACCCAAAGAUCAAAGGUCCAUUGUCAAAACACCAAAGACUGUUCCAGACACAGAUGAAGAUGAGGGAGCUCAGUGGAAUUGUACUGCUUGUACUUUUUUAAAUCAUCCAGCCUUAAACCGUUGUGAACAGUGUGAAAUGCCUCGGCAUUUCUAACCCAACAGGCCCCAUUAUCUUUUGUAAAACCAUAACAAACCUACAAUGGACUGUUCUGACAUUGGGGAAAAAUCAUUCAUGCAUAGGAUUUUGUAAAAUUGAAGGUUUAACAAGAUGGUGUUUUACUAAUGUUAAAUGUCAGCCCACCAAGCUAAUAAUACCUCAGUGUUGUGUCCAAGGCAGUUGAAAUUCAUCAGCUGAAAGGUAAUCUGCUGAAAGACUUGGUUGCCGGCUGCCUUAGCCAUGUACAGUAUUACCAAUAUCCCAAUAAGAUAAUUCUCACCGUGUUCAGUGCUUGGGUGUUCCCCAUCCCUUUUUAUCCCCCAAUGUCACUACUGAAUUUUGACAGGGGAAAGGAAUAGAAUGAUAGCUUUUUUGUUUUCAAAGCAUUCAGUGAAACACUACAAAUGCAGAGGAAAUUAAAAGGAACAAGGUUUAAUUAAACUGUUUGCUGCCACAGUGCCCGUGGAUAGGGGAAGAACUUCACAAAUCAGUGGUACUCUUUGCCUUGUCUUCCCUGAAAACGUCUCUGCUCUGUGAAGCCAGACUCUAUAUGAUCACCUCUAAAGAUGAAAAGGAGAAACUGCAUGCAUUGUCUGUACAAUACACAGUGAAAUACCCCAAAGCUUUUCCUACUGUACAUAGCUCUAGAGCCUGCUUUAAGUGAUUUCUUUUCUUCACCUUUAUUAUUUUCUUGUACUUCUGUAUGUAUAGUGUAAUAGUCUUUUUGUUAACUUUCUUUUUUCCCUUGAAGUGAUUAGCACGAUCAUGUCCCUUUUUUAAGCUUUUAUCCGAGAGAAGCAAUGCCUUAAAAUAAGAGCAUUAAUGAUAAGAAACUAUGCACAAAAUAGCUUUCCUCUGCUCAUUCUGUACAUUGCUCUUGUAAAUGCUGAUGAUCUGUGAAGACCUGCAGAUGCAGCUUGGUAAAAAAUGCAGGAAAAGUUGGAAGAGUUAUACAUAUAGUUCACUCUGUACACUGAAUUUUACGGUGGGUGACACAAAAUAGUAUUUUGUCUGGCAAAAAGAAGCAAACUAAGAAAAUUUCAACCCACCAACAGACUAGCAUCCAAUUUAAGCUUGCUUCAUCUGCUGGGUAUCUUGCAGACUCUUGAAGAGAUAUUUAUCAGGGAACUACUUACAGUGCCAAAAUCAACAGCCACAACAUCAUAUAGCUUUGUUCAGAAAAGUUUAAAUAUUUUCCUGUUUGGCAGCCAGUUUCUAAACCUUACGUGGUGGUGAAGUCUUAUAGAAUAUGAGGACAGCAAUAUUUAGGACAACUGAAAUAAAGGCUGGAAAAGAGAAAUCAUGCAGACUUGAACAUUGAUGCAACCUCAGCAUCUCUUUAUUUUGAUAAUUAUUUUAAAGGAAAAUAGUCACGUGAUCAGGAAUGUAUGUAACUGAAGUAAAGAAAAUGAAAUUAUAUUAUACUACACAUGAAAAAGACAGCAUGUAAAUAAUAAGGUAGCAGCACUAAGUGAGGCUGGAGGGAGUACUAAAAUGUAGCAAAAGGCAAGAGAGAUAGUAGACUGUCACCCACUGUAAACAUUUUCCAGUGGACAUUUUUAAUAGGAAUUUUACAAGUGAUCUAUGUGAAUGCACAAAGGCCUUUUGUUUUGAAGGCUUUGAUUUUUUUAUGUGGGAAGAAAAUGACAAUCCCAGGUAAUUAAGCAGUAGACCCAAAGCACUUGCAUUCAAUGCAUUUUGGUAAUAUAAAUGAGGCCUUGUUUUUCAGCUUCAUCUGCAGUUCUAUGUGAAGAUUGACAAAUCAGUUUUUACCUGUUUUAUUAAUAAAACCUAAUUUGGAUAUCUUGAGUUGAUGGUUUUGUGAUUUUAGCUGGGUAAACUGUCUUUGUAACAGAUAAGUUAUUUAUAAAAAUUAAAAAAAUAUAUUCUAAUGUUUGGUUUGUGAUUUGUUUGCUUUUCCAGCCUAGCGGAUUAACAGUAUAGCCAACUAAGCAUGAAUAGCU
This is a messenger RNA of Pelodiscus sinensis (Chinese soft-shelled turtle), 4647 nucleotides long. NCBI's taxonomy places the organism in Eukaryota, Metazoa, Chordata, Testudines, Trionychidae. The record is from RefSeq and is a predicted model, not a curated record.